AUGGCGUCAUCAAUCACGAAGUUUGCUCACUUACAAAUCCCACUUGAAGACGUAGCAAAGGCCACCAACAACUUUCAUCAUGAUAACAUCAUCGGACACGGUGGAUUUGGACCAGCAUACAAAGGACAACUUCUGUUGUCGGGGAAGUUGAUCAAUAUUGCUGCACGGAGGUUAGUUCGUAAGCAUGGGGAAGGAGACAUUGAGUUCUGGACGGAAAUUUCAGCACUUUCUGAUCUCAAGCACUCAAAUCUAGUCUCCAUUAUUGGGUUUUGUAAUGAGAAAGAUGAGAAGAUCAUCAUAACCACAUAUGAGGCCAACGGAAGUCUCAAGGAGCAUCUAAAUAGCCCGAACCUCACAUGGACUCAAAGAUUAAGGAUAAGUGUUGGUGUGGCUCGUGCGUUGGCUUACCUGUAUUACGACGAGGGACGCAAUUAUGGUGUUAUACAUCGAAACAUCAACACCUCCACAAUUUUAUUAGAUGAGAACUGGGAACCCAAAUUAUCCGGUUUUGAGAUUUCAAUUAAACAAGCUGUUAACCGAAUGGACAAGGUCAUAUUUUCUGAACCUAUUGGCACAAUAGGGUAUAUGGAUCCAGAAAUUGAGAAGACCAAAGGUGUGACCCACAAGUCGGACAUCUACGCAUUCGGUGUGGUUUUAUUCGAAAUAUUGUGCGGGAGGAGAGCAUUUAUUAAGAACGAGGCUAAUAGGUUCCUAACUAAAUUGGCCAAACGUCAUUAUGAAAGCGAAACAAUGCAUGAUAUAAUCCAAGCUGAUAUAAGGAAUCAAAUGUCCCAGUUUCAAAUUUCCCUAGGAUCGCUCAAAAAAUACUCAAAUACAGCGUACUACUGCUUAAAGGAAGACCGAGCACACCGCCCACAUAUACUAGAUAUUGUUGAUGAACUUGAAAAUGCAUUGGAGAAAGCAUUGAGGUUUCAGCCACUAACUGAAAAUUUUGUUAUGUCUUGA
Molecule: messenger RNA, 966 nt
Organism: Helianthus annuus (common sunflower)
Lineage: Eukaryota; Viridiplantae; Streptophyta; Magnoliopsida; Asterales; Asteraceae
Product: receptor-like protein kinase HERK 1
Exons: 2
Coding region: 1-966 (321 amino acids)
Biological process (GO): protein autophosphorylation
Cellular component (GO): plasma membrane; plasmodesma
Molecular function (GO): ATP binding; transmembrane receptor protein tyrosine kinase activity
Source: RefSeq, a predicted model, not a curated record